Messenger RNA from Babjeviella inositovora NRRL Y-12698, 1640 nucleotides. RefSeq lists its product as uncharacterized. The transcript has a single exon. NCBI's taxonomy places the organism in Eukaryota, Fungi, Ascomycota, Pichiomycetes, Serinales. The record is from RefSeq and is a predicted model, not a curated record. Bases 37 to 1296 code for a protein of 419 amino acids.
ACGCCCGUAGCUAUUCUUAUCUGUACAUAUUCUGGCAUGCUCUACAAAUCCAUAUUUAGCUCAAAGCUCCUACUAGCCUUCAGGGCUGGUGCCACCAGGCGAUGCCAGUCCACGUUGCCCAAAUGUCCCCACGACACCAGCAAGAUCAGUGAGCAGGACUUCUACAACGAACUCACCCUAUCCGGCGGCUACGGUAAACCCUUAUUUAUGAGUUACGUCACCGAAUCCAAUCCUUACGAGCAUCCACUUGAACCAUCUGCAAAUCCCCGGCCCACAGAAAUGCCUGAAGAGCUCGACUUGUGCGAUUUAAAGCACUUGGACUACUACCCGCCAGGGUCCUACGUGAAGGAUGUGUUGGACCAGUUGCCACCGCUACCCGGAUUUUUCAAUAACAAACGCAUCACCCCUUGGGAAAUAGCCCCCUGUUUGGAUAUUUGGCCCCAGCACCAGGCCUUUGAGGCUAUCCCACGCCAGGUGACAUAUCGGUUGAUCUAUGGCUCUACUAUCAUUGAAACAGAUAAACCCGAACUUGCCUUCUUAAACAUGGUUGACCGGGCCUCCAAGAAAGUUACUCAGAGACCCAGCACGGAUGAGGACUCGUUGGCAUUGGUGGAGGUGAUGAACAUCAAGCAAUACCUUGAGGGCCUCAUCCGGAAAUCGGGCAACUUGCUCUUUGUGGCGCCGGCCUCUGCUAUAAAGUUGCCCAAGUCCAGAUUUUAUUUGAAGAAGACCUAUAUUGACCAGAAAAUGAUGGAACGUACGUUGAAGUACGCCAUCAUGAAGCAUCUUCUGGAGCAUAUGAAGAUGAUCGACGUCUUCAUGAAGGGCACCGCCGAAAGUAUCCGUGCCGAAACUCGUAAGAGAGUGAGCACCUCCGUGGAUAGGUUAUUGCUCCAGGGCUUUGGCCAAGUUACCCGCAAGAUGCACUGUUAUAAUACCAACGAGGUGUUGCACAAGGAAGAGCCGCACUGCAUCAUCAUCAGAAAGCUGAUUAAGAAGGCCAGUGUGCCCGGAGCUGAUGCUGGCUCCGUGUCUGAGUCGUCGCCACCUUGCAGUGUGGGCACUCUUGUCUGGAACAGCAGAUCAGCGUACUCCAGCUACUGUAAGUUGAAGAAAGCCACUGUUGUCACCAAUCCAAGGUCAUAUGCCCGCCACAUGCACCGUUACGAGCGGCGAGUCUACGAGGGAAAGGAGAAAUCUCCAAGUGCCAUCAAACAGUACAGUUUCAAGUUGAGCGCGAGGCAGUUUAUGAGAUUGAGUAUCGUGGAGGGGGGUAGUGUCCAAUACAGACAUUGAAGAGACAAAAUUCCGACAGACUGGGGUCCCCACGGGGAACUAUAAAACGUAUAUGCAUCUAUAUAAAACAGGUUACAAGACGCGGUAUUUCGGGAAUUGGGUAAAUGAAGUACUCAGAGGAUUGCUCCAAAAAUGAAGGGUAACUAUAAGAGUAGGCUUGUGUCGUGUUAUUACACACUCUACGGGGGAGUUACGGAGUUUGGAAAACCCUUUUCAACUCUGCAGCAAGGAAGCUUUAACCUAAAAACACUCUCCGGUCAAGCCAUAUAUAAGCUUCUUGCUGGUUAUGGCUAGAACAAAGUAGUCGAUGAAAUUUCUGCCCAAUGGACGCACCCCUUAUUCCU